This is a messenger RNA of Kockovaella imperatae, 2317 nucleotides long. RefSeq names its product helicase. Gene Ontology annotation, biological process: ribosome biogenesis. The coding region runs from base 66 to 2252 and encodes 728 amino acids. Gene Ontology annotation, cellular component: nucleus. The transcript has 7 exons. Gene Ontology annotation, molecular function: ATP hydrolysis activity; ATP binding; RNA binding. NCBI's taxonomy places the organism in Eukaryota, Fungi, Basidiomycota, Tremellomycetes, Tremellales, Cuniculitremaceae. The record is from RefSeq and is a predicted model, not a curated record.
CACCUCUACAAAGCAUAGGCAGUAGACCUCUCAUAGAGCUCUUCGGAUUGCAGCAUCCGGCCAACAUGAACGGCCCUAGCAAUUUGAAUCAUUCCAUCACAGCUGCCUGGUCAGUCGCUUCGGUUCCAUCGACCUCUUCCAACCCUAAUCCCGGAUCAUCCACUGCGAAUGUCGCUCAGAAACGGAGGGUAAAACGGACGGUCGGGCUCAACUCUCCAGCGCGAGUUGGAUCCCCAGACCCUUCGGAUCCAGCAGCAGCAAAUGGAGAUUCUAGACCUGCAACGCCUCCUAAUCCUGCUAAAAGGAGGAAACCUCGAAACGAUCUAUCACAAAUCUCAGCCAAAUAUGCACCUCCGGAUCUGAAACUCGCUUCGCUAGGCGGAUUGAGGGAUCAGAUCACUCAGUUGAUGGAGAUCGUCGCCUUACCUCUCAUGCAUCCCGAACUGUACUCUCAGACUGGCAUUUCAAGACCAAGAGGUGUAUUGCUUCACGGUGUCCCUGGAGGAGGAAAGACUCAGCUUGUUCGGUGUCUGGCGGGAGAGCUCGGUCUCCCAUUCAUCAAUGUCUCUGCACCGAGCAUCGUCUCCGGCAUGUCUGGAGAGUCUGAAAAAACGCUGCGUGACAAGUUUGAAGAAGCAAAAACUAUCGCGCCAUGUCUCAUGUUCUUGGACGAAGUGGAUGCCAUCACCCCGAAGCGAGAGACCGCACAAAGAGAGAUGGAGAGACGAAUAGUGGCGCAGCUUCUGACUUGCAUGGAUGAUCUUGCGGCUUCUGUCGAGCCAGUCGUCAUUAUUGGGGCUACGAAUCGCCCGGAUGCUCUAGAUCCGGCGCUUCGGCGUGCGGGUAGAUUCGACCACGAGAUUGAGAUGGGUGUGCCCAGUAUUGAAGGCAGAGAGGAGAUCCUAAGAGUCUUGUGUCGUGAUCUGAGACUCUCAGACGAGACGGAUUUUCGAGACCUCGCCAAGCGGACACCUGGCUACGUCGGUGCUGAUCUUACGGCAUUGGUGACCGAGGCCGGCGUCAUCGCAGUGAAACGUAUCUUUGAGGAAAUUGGAACUGGUCAACUAUCAUUACCAGAGCCAAAUGGAGUGGAAAAUAUGGCGAUUGAUGACGGACCGUUCUCAACACUGCCGUCCGAUUUGCGGGACACUCCCAUCGCUAGGUUUCUAGCGUCGUAUCCAUCACCUUUAACAACCGAGCAAUUAGAAUCUGUAUCUGUCCAGACGAGCGAUUUCGAUUCCGCCCUCAAGAUUGUUCAACCGUCUGCCAAGCGUGAGGGGUUCGCAACCAUACCAGAUGUGACAUGGAACGACAUCGGAGCUCUCGCCACUGUACGUGAUGAGCUACAUAUGGCGAUCGUCCAGCCUAUCCGCCAUCCAGAGCUGUUCAGUGUCGUCGGAAUUGAUGCGCCGAGCGGUGUUCUGCUCUGGGGACCACCCGGAUGUGGAAAAACUCUGCUUGCCAAAGCCGUGGCGAACGAGAGUCGAGCCAACUUUAUCAGUGUCAAAGGUCCAGAAUUGCUCAACAAGUACGUUGGAGAAAGUGAGCGUGCGGUACGACAAGUAUUUGCCCGAGCUCGUGCAUCCUCGCCAUGCGUCAUCUUUUUCGACGAAUUAGACGCGCUCGUUCCUCGUCGAGAUGACUCCAUGUCCGAGUCAUCUGCCCGAGUCGUCAACACCUUGCUCACUGAGCUUGAUGGGCUGGAUGCUCGCAAAGCUGUCUAUGUGAUUGGAGCUACCAAUCGACCAGAUAUGAUAGAUCCAGCCAUGGCUCGGCCCGGAAGACUGGACAAGCUGCUUUACGUGGAUCUGCCGUCACCAGAAGAGCGAUUCGAGAUUCUCAAAACGCACACUACUCGUACACCGAUCGACGACGCAGCCUGGUCAGGUAUUCAGACCAUGCUCCUUGGCGACGGGUGCGAAGGCUAUUCCGGUGCUGAUAUCGCUGCGUUGGUGCGAGAAGCAGCUACAUUGGCUCUUCGAUCAGCUCUCGAGUCUUUCCGCGCCUUCGAGAGCGAUAGGAUGGAUGGUCCGAUCGACACUAGCCACGUACGUGUCGAUGCCGAUCAUUUCGCCAGAGCGGUGAAAAAGACUCUGCCGAGCGUGUCAAAAGAGCAACGUGUAAAGUACGAGCGCAUGAGGGAUAAAUAUGCUGGUAUUCCGACCAAGGGUCGGCGGAUGAGAGAGGAGCGGGAACUGGACGCAGCUGGCCCGAGUCUAGAGCCGUCAGCACCAGCAGCGAGCAUGGUAUGAGAUGAUGUAUCACCAGUCCAAUGUAAUGUUCCAUUUUCCGGAGAGUCUCGGCAUUUCACCUCGUC